This is a messenger RNA of Cynara cardunculus var. scolymus (artichoke), 1566 nucleotides long. RefSeq lists its product as uncharacterized. Bases 1 to 1566 code for a protein of 521 amino acids. The transcript has 3 exons. The record is from RefSeq and is a predicted model, not a curated record. Lineage: Eukaryota; Viridiplantae; Streptophyta; Magnoliopsida; Asterales; Asteraceae.
AUGCCCCCAAGAAGGAGUGCACGCAGCAUGAGAGAGAAUCCUGAAAGCCAAACACCUGAUAUAGCGCAGUUGAUAGCUCAGCAAAUUCGGGAGGCAGUACCAACUAUUGUCGCUCAGGUUACAGCGGGCAUUAAUGCAAGUCAAAGGAGUGAGGGAGGCCCUAGCACCGAGAAUCUCGUUAGGGAGGAGAACCGUAACACCAAUGAUAGAGGAUGCAGCUACAAGAAAUUCAUGUCCUGCAAGCCCAAGGAGUUUCAUGGUAAAAAAGGUGCAAUUGGAUUACUAUCAUGGAUUGAGAGCAUGGAGUCGGUACUCCAUAUUAGCAAGUGCUCAGAUGACUGUAAGGUGGAGUAUGCAACAUGCCAACUCCAGGGUAGAACCCUAACUUGGUGGAACAUUCAAGUUCAAACCCGUGGUCGCCAAGCUGCCUAUGAACUAUCAUGGGAAGAACUCAAAAAGUUACUCAUCGAAGAGUAUUGUUCUAAGAGCGAAAUUCAGAAGUUGGAAGUUGAAUUCUGGAAUCACACCAUGAUUGGAAUGGAGGUGGACAAAUACACUGCUCGUUUUCAUGAGCUUGCCAAGUUAGUACCUCAUAUGGUCACUCCAGAGGAGAAACGAAUUGAUCGGUACAUCUGGGGAUUGGUACCUGAAAUCCGAGGGAUGGUCACGUCGGCAAACCCAACCACUAUACAAAACGCGGUGGUUUUGGCAAAUCGUUUGACAAAUGAUGCAGUUAGAUCAGGGAUUUUAAAGCAAGACAAAUUUGGUGGAAAGAAGAAACUAGAGGGGCAAUCGUGGAAAAGGGCCAACAACAAUAUAGGCAAGAACCAAAAAGUGAUAAGAAACUUUGGGGCUCAGUCUCAAACAAGAGAAAAGGGCAAGGAAACUUACCCUAAAUGUGGCAAGUGCAAUUAUCACCAUAGCGGGAGUUGCAUCAUCUGUUUCAGAUGCAAUAAAGGAGAUACUAAUCCAGCACGACCAGUCAACCAAGGAAAUCAAGGAGGCCAAGCACGAGGUCGAGCAUUUGCAAUUGGGGUGGAAGAAGCCAGGCAAGACUCGAAUGUGGUCACAGAUAGGAGYUUUGUAUCCCUAGAAUUUAGACCAAAGAUUGGUUUAAAAUCGCAAAAGCUGAAAGAAGAUUUCGUUAUCGAGUUUGCUAAUGGUCAGGAAGUUAGGACGAAAGACGUAAUCACAAAUGGUACAUUACGUUUAGCUGAACAAAACUUUAUCAUAGACCUUAUUCCAAUUAGAUUAGGAAGCUUCGAUGUAGUUGUGGGUAUGGAUUGGCUAUCCAAAAAUCAAGCCGAGAUAUGUUGUUCUGAGAAGACCAUUCGAAUUUUGAAAGGAAGUGAAACGCUCGUGGUGCACGGAGAAAAGUCCCAGAGAAAUUUCAAGUUAGUAACAUGUAUGAAGAUGCGAAAAUACUUGAAAAAGGAAUAUGUCGCGUUUAUGGCUCACAUUAUGGAUAAAGGAAUUAAAGAGAAACGCAUCCAGGAUUUUCCCAUAGUUCAGGAUUUUCCCGAGGUGUUUCCUGAUGAGCUACCAGGAUUACCCUCGUUACGGUAA